Molecule: messenger RNA, 1570 nt
Organism: Trichechus manatus latirostris (Florida manatee)
Lineage: Eukaryota; Metazoa; Chordata; Mammalia; Sirenia; Trichechidae
Gene: LSAMP
Product: limbic system associated membrane protein
Exons: 7
Coding region: 532-1548 (338 amino acids)
Source: RefSeq, a predicted model, not a curated record
GGGGAGAGAGACUCUGGGCUGCUGCUGCCGCUGCUGCUGCUGUGUGGCUGUUUCUUCACACUCGCUGGCAGGCUUGGUGCCGGUUCCCUCGCUCGCCCGCCUGCCCGCCUGCCCGCCCGGGAAAGUGGGUUACAGAGGGAAGAAGCUCAGCGCAGACCCUGGGCAUCCCCUUACUGGCAAAGGAGCAUCCAGCCACAGACAGACCAGAGAAGAACAUCUUCUCUUUUGUAGCCUUGUCUUCUUCUUUCCUAGAGGGUUUUAUAUUUGCACUGUUUGUUUUUAUAUUGCGUUCCUUUGACUUUCUUUCGCCCUGUUUGGGCUUUAUGAAGGCUCUGUGAAAUCUUAGAGGGAAAGACACUGAGCUGGUGAAAGAGAGGAGCAAAGUGAAAAGGCUCACAAACUGGAAAAGCCCCUUCUGCCUUUGCGCGGAUGAAAGCCCCGCGCUCGUAAAGCCCUCUUCGCGGCGAGCAGCACGCGCGCACACGCCGCCACAGUCCACCCGCCUGCGGACCGCAACUCGGCCUGGCCACCAUGGUCGCCAAAGUUCAGCCUGAUCGCAAACAGUUGCCGCUGGUCCUACUGAGGUUGCUCUGCCUUCUUCCCACAGGACUGCCUGUUCGCAGCGUGGAUUUUAACCGAGGCACGGACAACAUCACCGUGAGGCAGGGGGACACCGCCAUCCUCAGGUGCGUUGUAGAUGAUAAGAACUCAAAGGUGGCUUGGUUGAACCGUUCUGGCAUCAUUUUCGCUGGACAUGACAAGUGGUCUCUGGAUCCCCGGGUUGAGCUGGAGAAGCGCCAUUCUCUGGAAUACAGCCUCCGAAUCCAGAAGGUGGAUGUCUAUGAUGAGGGUUCCUACACUUGCUCAGUUCAGACACAGCAUGAGCCCAAGACCUCCCAAGUUUACUUGAUCGUGCAAGUUCCACCAAAGAUCUCCAACAUCUCCUCAGAUGUCACUGUGAAUGAGGGCAGCAAUGUGACCCUGGUCUGCAUGGCAAAUGGUCGUCCUGAGCCUGUUAUCACCUGGAGGCACCUUACACCCACUGGAAGAGAAUUUGAGGGAGAAGAAGAAUACCUGGAGAUCUUCGGCAUCACCAGGGAGCAGUCAGGCAAAUAUGAAUGCAAAGCUGCCAAUGAGGUCUCCUCAGCGGAUGUCAAACAAGUCAAGGUCACUGUGAACUAUCCUCCCACUAUCACAGAAUCCAAGAGCAACGAAGCUACCACAGGGCGACAAGCUUCACUCAAGUGUGAAGCCUCUGCAGUGCCUGCACCUGACUUUGAAUGGUACCGGGAUGACACCAGGAUAAACAGCGCCAAUGGUCUGGAGAUUAAGAGCACGGAGGGUCAGUCCUCCCUGACGGUGGCCAACGUGACCGAGGAGCACUAUGGCAACUAUACCUGCGUGGCUACCAACAAGCUAGGGGUCACCAAUGCCAGCCUCGUCCUUUUCAGACCUGGGUCGGUGAGAGGAAUCAACGGAUCCAUCAGUUUGGCCGUACCACUGUGGCUGCUGGCAGCAACUCUGCUCUGCCUUCUCAGCAAAUGUUAAUAGAAUACAAAUUUAAAAAUAA